Molecule: messenger RNA, 2755 nt
Organism: Callorhinus ursinus (northern fur seal)
Lineage: Eukaryota; Metazoa; Chordata; Mammalia; Carnivora; Otariidae
Gene: PHAF1
Product: phagophore assembly factor 1
Biological process (GO): Golgi to plasma membrane protein transport
Cellular component (GO): trans-Golgi network; synaptic vesicle membrane; dendrite
Source: RefSeq, a predicted model, not a curated record
UGCUGCAGACGCUCCGGCUGCCGCCGCUGCCCCUGCCGCCGAGGCUUUUGCCGGUGAGGUGAGCUGAGCUGAGCUCUGCUGACCUGAGGGAGGCCGCCCCGGCCCGGCGAGCUGAACCAAUGCUGGAUCUGGAGGUGGUGCCGGAACGCUCUUUGGGGAACGAGCAAUGGGAAUUCACGCUGGGAAUGCCUCUGGCUCAGGCAGUAGCCAUUCUUCAGAAGCACUGUCGCAUCAUCAAAAAUGUCCAGGUUCUCUACAGUGAACAGUCUCCUCUAAGCCAUGACCUCAUCCUUAACCUGACUCAGGACGGGAUCAAACUGCUGUUUGAUGCUUUCAAUCAGAGACUUAAGGUGAUUGAAGUAUAUGACUUGACUAAAGUAAAGUUAAAAUAUUGUGGAGUGCAUUUUAACUCUCAGGCCAUAGCUCCCACCAUUGAGCAGAUUGACCAGUCUUUUGGUGCAACCCAUCCUGGAGUGUACAACUCCGCUGAGCAGCUCUUCCACCUCAACUUCAGAGGACUGUCUUUCUCUUUUCAGUUAGACUCAUGGACCGAGGCUCCCAAGUACGAGCCCAAUUUUGCCCAUGGUCUAGCUUCUCUCCAGAUACCCCACGGGGCGACUGUGAAACGAAUGUACAUCUACAGUGGAAACAGCCUACAGGAUACAAAGGCUCCCGUGAUGCCCCUCAGCUGUUUCCUUGGCAAUGUGUAUGCUGAGAGUGUGGAUGUUCUUCGAGAUGGAACUGGACCCUCAGGUUUACGACUUCGGCUACUUGCUGCAGGUUGUGGACCUGGCCUAUUAGCAGAUGCCAAGAUGCGGGUAUUUGAACGUUCAGUGUAUUUUGGUGAUUCCUGCCAGGAUGUUCUUAGCAUGCUUGGCUCUCCGCACAAGGUCUUCUAUAAGUCAGAAGACAAGAUGAAAAUUCAUUCUCCUUCCCCUCAUAAACAAGUUCCAUCCAAGUGCAAUGACUACUUUUUUAACUACUUCACUCUUGGAGUGGAUAUCCUCUUUGAUGCAAAUACACACAAAGUGAAGAAGUUUGUCCUACACACCAAUUACCCUGGGCAUUAUAAUUUUAACAUUUAUCACCGCUGUGAGUUCAAGAUCCCACUAGCCAUAAAGAAAGAAAAUGCAGAUGGUCAGACAGAAACAUGCACAACCUACAGCAAGUGGGACAACAUCCAGGAUCUCCUGGGCCACCCUGUGGAGAAGCCUGUUGUCCUGCAUAGGUCCUCCUCCCCAAACAACACCAACCCAUUUGGCUCUACAUUCUGCUUUGGUCUUCAGCGGAUGAUCUUUGAGGUCAUGCAGAAUAACCAUAUUGCCUCGGUGACCCUGUACGGCCCCCCCAGGCCUGGUGCCCACCUGAGAACAGCGGAGCUCCCCUAAGGACAUCACCACCCAUGCCCCUCUGCCCCGUGGAGCUGUGCAUUGCAUCCUGUUCAACGGGCCUCCAUGUGCCACCCUGUGGGUUUUCUUGGACACCUUGCCAGUGUUGAAAGGCUGUUGUGAUGUUCUGAGGUGGGGCUCAGACUGGGUGCUCUGCCAUGGGGUGAGAGGCCCAAAUAUUCCUCUGUCCGUCCUCGGCCUGCUGGUGCCAACAGAGGACACAGACUGCAAAGAGAAGCACAAACUCUGAGCCUUGAUACCUAGACCCAGGCGACCUCGACUAACACAUACGGAGGCAGAGUUCUGUCUCUCCUGUUCCACACGCAUUGGGAAAAGUUGGGACUCUUUCUGUGGCUGAGGACACAGGCACCCGGGACGAGGACGAGGUCCUGCCUUUGGCCCAUCAUUGCCACGUGACCCUUAAGGCAAGCAGGUAGCAUGUCCAUAGUACUUGGUUGCGACUUUUGCACUACAUCCACUUUAGUUACUUGAUGAGCUGGCUGUGGCCAAGGUGGCCCACCUGCCUUUCCCUGUUCCUUCCUUGCACGUGCUCCCUACCAGGCCCAGUAGGCACACCCAACUCAUUGAAACACAGCUUUUUACCAUCCAGGUAUGUGCCCAGGCCUGGUUCCUGCCCCUCUUGGAGCCAGCCUUCAAGGUCACCUGUGCCCCUGCUCUGCCCCAACUUGGCUGGCAGGCUGCAUGUUUCCAUCCUGUUUGCCUCUUUUAUUUAAUGCCAAAGUUUUAGCCAAAGACAUCUUCCUCCUUUUAUUGUUUCAGCAUUCUGUUCUGCACUGUGGGCUGGCUCUCUUGCCCCAACCCUGGGCAAUGUCCCCUGGCCAGGCCCAUUCAUGGCCCAAGGCCUCUGGGGGCUCAAGGAAGGCUGGGCUGCUCAGUCUUUUCAUGGGUCUUGCUAAGGAAAGUAGCAUAUGUGCUUUAAAAAUAAUCCUUUUGAAAAGAAUUGAGAAGAGAAAUGUAUAAUUUUACCCCAUUUUUAAUAUUUUGGUCUAGCAACUUGUGAUACAUAGAUGACAAUUUUGUGAGUUUUUCAAAUGUGUGUACAGACUUUUGUAAAUAUGACUCUUUUGUAAUUAACUCAUGUACAGCCUCAUCCUGUAGAGUUUAACAAUGAAUGUGGAGGGGACCUGCCCCAGGCUCCUAGGUGGUUCCUGGGCUUACAGCCAGGCUUGUGUGGCGUUCCAUAAUUUUGUGACUGACUGGUGUCUUCCCAUUUGGACUGUGGCCUGGCCAGAGACCCACACACACAUCCCCCUGUAGGGGCAGCCAGGACUCUCCCCAUCUUCCUAGAAUAGGGGAACGUUCCUCAUGCCCUGCCCAUACCCCUCCAAUAAAAACCUGUGCCCUCA